CUGUUUGUGCACAGAGGACGAGUAGCCGCCGUACGAAUGGUGGUGGCCGCUGCGUGGGGAGCACGUUGUGGGGGUCAGGUCAUCUGUGGUGGUGGUGUCGUCGUCGCCGUCGGGUGAGCUGCCCGGACUACGGCGAUUCGAUGAGGAGCCUCCACCGGCGGCAGAUGAACCGCCGGCAACAACGGCAGCAACGUUUGAGGCGCUCGACGAGCGGUGAGUGGACUGGCGACCACCGAGUCCUCCGCCGGAUGAUCCUGCCCCGCUGCUGGACUUUAUUGGUGACUUGGUGCUGCUGCUGCUGGCGCUGGAGGAGGACGACUGGUUUUUAGUGCGUACCAUCGAUAUCGAUUCCGCGCUGUCUGCGCGUCCAGCACUCCGGCCCCCUGCUCUCCUUGCCCUAACCCCGUGAAAGUUGCACGGGGAAAUUAUCCUUGUAAGCCAAAUCGGUUGGCCGUGGCACGCGUUUGUAUCGAUGCCGCACAAAAAAACAAACAAAUCUCGAAUAUUAUUGUUGUACGUCGUUUGAGCUAGUGCUCAUUUUGCUGAUAUCCGAGAGUACUGAUUUUCUUCCGCACUUACAACUCUCACUACGUUGAAAAUUGAAGCUAAGCUCUGGAGUCCCAGCCAGUGCUGACCAACUAUCGAUUACCAAAUCUAGCGGGCAAGGUUGUGAAGUCAGACAAACAGGCAAUUUCAAAGUUUAAAUGGUGGAAUGUAACGGAUGAAAUAUAAUUUGGGAGACUUUCACCGAAGUGCAGUAUGGAGACAUUCGUAAUUGAAGAAAACAUUUUGUGUCCUUUACAACAUCCUUAACGGUUGGCUGAUUUAGCGGAAAAACGCUAACUUGUCAUAUCGUAGAGAUCCAGCUGUCAAUAAAGUUACCAGACAGUUUCGGAUCCGAUGUUUUUGGAUGGAAAUAUUUAAAUUACGUGAUCAAUUUUAAGCAACUGAUCGAAAUAAUAGUUUUGAUUUGUUAAAUUCGUAGAAUUCAAACACAAUUGCCGGAAAAUUGGGGAAAAAUAUCGCAUUAUUUGGCGGUCGCCUAGUGUGGCAGCCCUGGUAGCUGGGUUGCGAUAUAUCGACCUUGAUACACCUACUGCCAUCCCCAUCACUCUGGGUUGUUUUUUUUUGCGUUUUUGCAUAACAAAAUCCUAGAAUUUCGGCCUAAACGCCAGCGAUCUCUGACCAGCAGAGCACGAGCACAGGAGCGGCAUAUCUCACUUGGAGAGCAGUCGGAAUGGGACAGUACACGGCGUCGCAGCGCAAGAAUGUUAGGAUCCUGCUCGUCGGCGACGCCGGGGUGGGUAAGACGUCGUUGAUUCUGUCUCUGGUCAGUGAGGAGUACCCGGAGGAGGUUCCGCCUAGGGCUGAGGAGAUUACCAUUCCGGCGAACGUGACGCCCGAGCAGGUGCCCACCAGCAUAGUUGACUUCUCGGCCGUGGAGCAGUCGGAGGAUGCCCUGGCCGCCGAAAUUAACAAGGCGCACGUGGUGUGCAUAGUGUACGCCGUGGACGAUGACGACACUUUGGAUCGGAUCACAUCCCAUUGGCUGCCGCUCGUCCGGGCCAAGUGCAAUCCCUCCCUGGACGGCGAGGGUGAUGCCGAAGCGGAGGCGGAAGGAGACACACAACGAGAGCCCAUUCGGAAGCCAAUCGUUCUGGUGGGUAACAAAAUAGACCUCAUCGAGUAUUCCACCAUGGACAGCGUGCUGGCCAUCAUGGAAGACUACCCCGAGAUUGAGAGUUGCGUGGAGUGCUCUGCCAAGUCGCUGCACAACAUCUCCGAGAUGUUUUACUACGCCCAGAAGGCUGUGCUGCACCCGACUUCUCCCCUGUAUAUGAUGGAAGAACAGGAGCUCACAUCCGCCUGCAAGAAGUCGCUGGUGCGCAUUUUCAAGAUCUGCGACAUUGACGGGGACAAUCUGUUGAACGAUUACGAGCUGAAUUUAUUCCAGCGACGCUGUUUCAACACACCACUCCAGCCGCAAAUCCUUGAUGAGGUGAAGGCCGUGAUACAGAAAAAUGUGCCCGAUGGCAUAUACAACGAUGCGGUCACCCUGAAGGGCUUCCUCUUCUUACACUGCCUUUUCAUUCAGCGGGGAAGGAACGAGACAACCUGGGCGGUGUUACGGCGCUUUGGCUAUAACGACCAGUUGGAGAUGUGCCAGGAGUAUCUUAGGCCACCGCUGAAAAUACCGCCUGGCAGCAGCACAGAACUCUCGCACCGCGGACAGCAGUUUCUGAUUGCCGUGUUUGAGCGCUAUGAUCGCGAUGGCGACGGAGCCUUAUCACCUGAGGAGCACAAGAUGCUCUUCAGCACAUGCCCGGCUGCUCCGUGGUCCUACUCCACCGACAUACGCAAGUCCUGCCCGAUCAACGAGACAACUGGAUGGGUGACACUGCACGGGUGGCUAUGUCGGUGGACACUGAUGACGCUGAUUGAUGUGGUCAAAACAAUGGAGUAUUUGGCCUAUUUGGGCUUCAAUGUUCAUGAAAACGACAGCCAGUUGGCGGCAAUUCACGUAACUCGAGAGCGCCGCAUCGAUUUGGCCAAGCGCCAAAGCAGUCGGUCCGUUUACAAGUGUCAUGUGAUUGGACCAAAGGGAUCAGGAAAGACUGGAAUGUGCAGGGGAUUCCUGGUGGAGGAUAUGCACAAACUAAUCGGAAAAGAGUUUAAAACGAAUGUGGUUAAUUGCAUCAACUCUGUGCAGGUGUAUGGCCAGGAAAAGCACCUCAUUCUGCGUGACAUAGACGUCAGGCAUGCCCUCGAUCCCCUCCAGCCACAAGAAGUCAAUUGCGAUGUUGCCUGCCUAGUCUACGACUCAUCUAAUCCCCGUUCCUUUGAGUACGUGGCCCGCAUCUACAUCAAGUAUUAUGCGGAGAGCAAGAUUCCAGUGAUGAUAGUCGGCACCAAGUGCGACAUGGACGAACGCCGGCAGGACUAUCUAAUGCAGCCCUCUGAAUUCUGUGACAAGUACAAGUUGCUGCCUCCGCAUCUCUUCAGCCUGAAAACCAACAAAAAAGAACUGUAUACCAAGCUGGCCACAAUGGCAGCGUUUCCUCGCUUCCAGGCCGCCUGGAUACUGUUCUACAAGCACAGGUUGGUACAGCUGUGGGAGUCGGCUCACCUGAGGCAAUUCGGCCUGAUGACGGAGGACCCCAAGCUGUGGUUAAAGGCGGGACUAGGAGUGGCCGCAGCUACCAUGCUGGGAUUUAUAGUGCUGAAAACGAUAAGUGCUGCCGGAGCCCACACCCGUUAGGGGAAUUCACUAGGAUAAGGGGACGGGCUUAACACACGAUUACCACGGACACGUUGAAGUUUGACAAAUUCAUGUAUCUUAUUAAUUAUUUAAUUGCUUGGUACUGUAAAUCCAAAUUUAUUGUUACGAAAACUAAAGCAAACUAUGAACGGACACAUGCCGAUGCUCUCAUUCCUGACUUGUAAAUACACUCAUCAAGUACACUAGCAGGAAUUGGGCUGGAGCAGUGGCCAGUCGAGCACAUUGUGUACGCUGCAUUUCUAAUCGUAUAUUAACUUACAUAAACCAUGUUCUCUCUGAUAAGUCAAAUAAGCUAUUGUUACCAGCAUAUUCGAGUAACGAAACAACCAAUAUCGUGCAUAGCUGAUAGUGAUAUGUACACGUACUGCGUUCUAUAUAAACCAAUAUAUACGACAUCUAGAGAAUCACCGGGUUCGGUGAUAUCGCACUUUUGUAAAUACGCGCAAAUCCCCUAGUAUGAGCAAUAAACCUAUCUAUAUGUGUGGAUUAACAUAUAGUGAUAUUUAAUGGC
Drosophila melanogaster (fruit fly) is the source of this 3791-nucleotide messenger RNA. It is a transcript of the gene Miro, whose product is annotated as mitochondrial Rho. NCBI's taxonomy places the organism in Eukaryota, Metazoa, Arthropoda, Insecta, Diptera, Drosophilidae. Gene Ontology annotation, biological process: mitochondrion organization; Rho protein signal transduction; regulation of mitochondrion organization. The transcript is spliced from 5 exons. Gene Ontology annotation, molecular function: GTPase activity; GTP binding; calcium ion binding. The coding region runs from base 1238 to 3259 and encodes 673 amino acids. Gene Ontology annotation, cellular component: axon cytoplasm; mitochondrial outer membrane. The record is from RefSeq and is marked reviewed.